Halteromyces radiatus is the source of this 2218-nucleotide messenger RNA. RefSeq lists its product as uncharacterized. Lineage: Eukaryota; Fungi; Mucoromycota; Mucoromycetes; Mucorales; Cunninghamellaceae. The transcript has 16 exons. The coding region runs from base 121 to 2079 and encodes 652 amino acids. Gene Ontology annotation, biological process: mRNA processing; protein phosphorylation; nuclear-transcribed mRNA poly(A) tail shortening. Gene Ontology annotation, cellular component: P-body; PAN complex. The record is from RefSeq and is a predicted model, not a curated record. Gene Ontology annotation, molecular function: ATP binding; metal ion binding; poly(A) binding.
GUGAAUCCCAAUUCUUUUCCCUCUUAAGUUGUUUAUUAUUUUUUUUUCUUAGUAUAUAUUAUUAUUAUUAUUUAUUAAUAUCUUAUCUGUACCUGCUUUUAUAUAAUUUCACCCUUCUUCAUGUCUGCUAUUCCAAUAGUUGCACCCUCUGACGAUCCUCCUUCUAGUACACCGACUUCUCCUUCCACAACGACAACAAAAAAUGUUCCACCAAAGCCAGCUUCAAAAAGUAGUUCAGCUAAUGCCAAACGAUUGUGUCGCAAUGUUAUUAUUCACGGAUUCUGCAAGUUUGAAGAUAAAGGAUGUGAAUUCAACCACGACACGAACAAUAACAAAUCAGUAGCUCAACCAAGUCCUGAAAGUAAAACAAGUGUACGACUUGUUUCACCAGCUAGAGCAAAUACUCUUCCAACAUCUAUUGUGUCUUCAGUAUCAGCUGAUAGUGUCAAUGCUCCCGUAUUCGUUCCCAAAUCAGUUUCAGAUAACCCAGUACCACUACGGACAGGAACACCAAUGUCAGCUCCUGUGCAGCCAGAAACUCCUAUAGAGUCAUCUGAAUCCGAUGGACAUGUUCAAGAUCCAAAUAUUAUGCCAACAUUGACACAUAGUUUCUCUCAAUUCGAUUUGUCUCCAGCAAUACCUCCUAAUUUUCAACCACCAAUGCCUCAAGAUAUGAUGAAUAUGAUGCCUCCUGGUGCUGUAGAUCCUUACUUUUAUAUGAAUCAUGGAUAUCCAAGACAACCGUUACAAUAUCACUUGUAUACAUCAGCCUUACCACACGUUGCGAAUCUCCAUCCACAUCAAAGAUCGAUUCAAUCCUUUUUCAUUCCAGAUCAUUUACGCGAACAAUUAACCCGAAGAAAUGAAGCUAUUUUAGCAACACCUCCAGCUGGUCAUGACAAUCUUCCUCAAGAAGUACAUGUAUAUCAUUCUUUAUGUCCUUUAGAGGAUCAACCUGGUCAAUUCUUUGGUCAUCCAUCUUGGGUCUACAAGGCAACAUGUAGUGUUGAUGGUCGUACCUAUGCUCUUGUCCGCAUUGAAGGUUUUAGAUUAGUGAACGAAAUGGCUAUGUCUGUGAUAGAAAACUGGCGACAUACUCGACAUUGUAACAUUAUUUCUAUACGUGAAGCAUUUACAUCUCGAGCUUUUGGAGAUUCUUCAUUAAUCUUCACAUAUGAUUAUCAUCCUUGCUCUGUGACUCUGUAUAAUGCACAUUUCACUCCUCAAGCACAAGCUGCAUUACUUGCUCAAUUACAAGCCAUGGGAAGUAAUAAUGCUCUUAUGCCAGAAACAACACUAUGGAGUUAUAUUACACAAAUAUCAUCUGCUCUCAAAGCUGUACAUGGAUCAGGUUUGGCUUCUCGCAAUAUUGAACCUAAUAAAAUACUCUUGACUGGAAAAAAUAGACUUCGAAUCAGCUGUUCCGGUAUUAUGGAUGUUUUACAAUAUGAUGGAGGUCAAAAUGUGGCAAGAUAUCAACAAGAAGAUUUAUUAUCAUUUGGAAAACUGGUGAUUGCUUUGGCAUGCAAUUCUCUUCAAUCAGUACACAACCUUCCACAAUCAUUUGAAUUUAUAUCUCGAUAUUAUUCUCCUGAUCUCAAGAACUUGGUACUAUUUUUACUCAGCAAACCUCUACCUACAAAAACUAUAGAUGAAGCCAUUACCUUGAUUGGUCCUCGUAUACUUCAUGAAAUCAAUUGUAGUCAAUAUUAUUCAGAUGCUUUAGAAAGUGAACUUAGCAAGGAAUUAGAAAAUGGACGCCUGGUACGAUUAUUAUCAAAACUUGGUUUUAUCAAUGAACGACCAGAAUUUGAUAUGGAUCCUCGAUGGUCUGAGACUGGAGAUCGAUAUAUCAUCAAACUAUUUAGAGAUUAUGUGUUCCAUCAAGUAGAUGAAAAUGGUGUACCGGUAGUGGAUAUGGCUCAUGUAUUGACAUGUCUUAACAAGUUGGAUGCUGGUAUAGAUGAAAAGAUCAUGUUGAUGUCAAGAGAUGAACAAUCAUGUUUGAUUGUCAGUUACAAGGAAAUCAAGAACUGUAUCUCGGCAGCCUUCAACGAUAUUUCCUCUGGUAGAAAAUAGUAAGAUGAUGAUUUCUUUUUUUUUUUUAGAAUUAGUAUAGUCAUCCUACUUCCUCUCACUUUUUAUUUAUUUAUUCUUAUAAAAGAAAAAAAAAAAGUAAAAAAUAAUCAAUAAACUUUUUGAAAAAAGGUUAAAAAGG